AAAAAGAGGAGAAAAUGCACCUCACGUGCCUUCAAAACGCACUGUGGAAGCAUUUUUAAGCCAGUUAAGUGAUUUAUCAAGACACUUUUUUUUGACAGUGUAUUUACGACAUUGAAUUGAAAAGACAAUGUCCAACAUAUCGAACAUUAGUGAAUGAAGGUGAAGAAUUAAUAGAAGCUGUAAUUAAUGAACUAGAAGAUGGUGAGGAAAUGACAAUUGAAGAUUUAAAUUCAUUUCCAGAUGCUUAUAUAUUGGUUUAG
Messenger RNA from Didymodactylos carnosus, 260 nucleotides. Lineage: Eukaryota; Metazoa; Rotifera; Eurotatoria; Philodinida; Philodinidae. The record is from the annotation of a GenBank genome assembly.